Messenger RNA from Orbilia oligospora ATCC 24927, 1008 nucleotides. RefSeq lists its product as uncharacterized. The coding region runs from base 1 to 1008 and encodes 335 amino acids. The transcript is spliced from 3 exons. The record is from RefSeq and is a predicted model, not a curated record. Gene Ontology annotation, molecular function: ribosome binding. NCBI's taxonomy places the organism in Eukaryota, Fungi, Ascomycota, Orbiliomycetes, Orbiliales, Orbiliaceae. Gene Ontology annotation, biological process: intracellular monoatomic cation homeostasis. Gene Ontology annotation, cellular component: mitochondrial inner membrane.
AUGACCUCCACCGCGACAACCCUCGUCGCUGGCAAGGUGGCGGCGGCGGCGGCGACGGCAGCGGCUGUACGCGGGAGGCCCGCCGUUCGGGGGGUAUUCACCCUUCUCCCUCUGCAGUCCAAGAAGAAGGCCUUCUACUCUACCUCUUCUGCUCCCUCCCAGCCGGACCCUCGUUAUGACAGCCCUAUAAAUGCUCCUCUAUCUACCCUUCCCGCCCAUCUCGACCUCCCACCGCCUCGUAAACCCGGUGAAAGUCUCUUCGGUUACUACUUCAAAAUAGGAAAGGGUUAUCUCUCCUUCUACAAGACCGGUCUCAAAAAUGCUGCCUGGGUCAAUCCCCGUCUUGCGGGUCCCGUCAUGUCCCGCUGGAGGGACGAUAGAGGUUAUGCAGGCAUCGUCCAGAAUAAAUGGAUAACUCGAAGUGAUCUCCAGCUCCUCAAGCGAAACCAGCACGACUUCCGCCGUAUCCCCCUCUUCGCCGUCCUCUUCACCGUCUGCGGCGAAUUCACUCCCUUCGUCGUCGCCCUGUUCUCCAACAUAGUCCCCAUAACCUGCAGAAUCCCCUCCCAGAUCGAAUCCGACCGUAAAAAGAGAGAACACCGCAUAAAGGCUUCCUUCGAAGCCUUCCUACCCUCCACGAGCGUCAACAGACCCGUCGAAGGUUUGGAUAAACUAACAUGGAAGGAAAAAGUCCAUUGUUCGACCGUGGUGGGCAGGCAUUCGGGUUUAUGGCCUUCCAGGAUCUUACCGCUCCCGUUCGGAUUUGUCCUGCAUAAGAGGUUGAGCCGCUAUGAGGUCUACAUCUCUACGGAUGAUCUGUUGAUCGCAAAGGGUGGAGGUGUGAUGAAGCUAAGUCCUCCGGAGUUGGGGAUUGCUUGUGUGGAUCGUGGCAUAAGAGUGCUGGGUAAAUCAGAACAACAGCUCAGGGCCGAGCUGCAACGGUGGCUCACCGAUAGCAAGAAAGGUGUCACAAUAUGGGAACGGUGGCUUGCCCUCCCAACUUCAUAA